AUGCGGUAUCCCGCUCCUCGUAAGUUUGGUGACGCACCAGUAUAUGCAUCUCGCACAUUCGGCGUCCCUGAUCGUUGGGGACUUGUGGUACUCAGUGAUUUUGGAGCCGCAGUUCGAGGUGACGAAGAACAAACACACGAUGCACAGCCUGGCAUCUAUCGUUGCCCUGAGGUGAUGCUGGCUGCGCAGUGGAGUUAUCCCGCAGAUAUUUGGAAUGUCGGCGUCAUGAUCUGGGAUAUAUACGAAGAUAAACAUUUGUUUCACGGCAAGCACCCAGACGGUAGUGGGUAUAAGACCGCAGCCCACCUCGCAGAAGUGGUUGCGAUGUUUGGACCACCUCCCCUGGAUCUGCUCAAGCGAGGCCUGCGCAGCAAGGAGUUCUUCAACGACGAAGGUCAGAUAAAAGGCGAUGUUCCCGUUCCGGAAGGCUUAAGCUUGGAGAGCUGCGAGAAAACUUUGGUCGGUCAGGAACAACACGAGUUCUUGGCAUUUGUGCGAUGUAUGCUGCAAUGGGAGCCUGAAGACCGCAUGACCGCGAAGCAGCUGCUUGACCACCCGUGGCUCAAGGCUCCAAAAUCUGUGAAGCCUUUGACGCAGGGUGGUGUAGUCAGCUGGUAG
Molecule: messenger RNA, 618 nt
Organism: Ascochyta rabiei
Lineage: Eukaryota; Fungi; Ascomycota; Dothideomycetes; Pleosporales; Didymellaceae
Exons: 3
Coding region: 1-618 (205 amino acids)
Biological process (GO): protein phosphorylation; regulation of mRNA processing; spliceosomal complex assembly
Molecular function (GO): ATP binding; protein kinase activity
Source: RefSeq, a predicted model, not a curated record